AGGAAGAAGCACCUCACAUGCUCACUGAUGGAAGAAUAGGUAAAUCCCCAAUGUGGUGCCUUUUCACAGUGAUAUAUUUUAUCCUUAUUCUUGGAAGCACUCAUGGUAUCUUUCGAAAUCAAAAACCUGUGAACCCUGAAGCAAAUACGAAUAUUAGCCAAAUCAUUUCCUACUGGGGCUAUCCCAAUGAAGAAUAUAAUGUUGUAACAGAAGAUGGUUAUAUCCUUGGCCUGUACAGAAUUCCUUAUGGGAAGACAAACGAUAAUAAUGCUUCAGCUCGGAGACUUGUUGUAUAUUUGCAACAUGGUUUACUUACAUCUGCUAGCAGCUGGAUUUCAAAUCUUCCCAACAGCCUGGGUUUCAUUCUGGCAGAUGCUGGCUAUGAUGUGUGGAUGGGGAACAGCAGAGGAAGUACCUGGUCUAGGAAACACCUAUACUUAAAAACAAAUUCCAAAGAGUUUUGGGCUUUCAGUUUUGAUGAGAUGGCUAAAUAUAAUCUUCCAGCUUCCAUUGAUUUCAUUGUGAAACAAACUGGAAAACAGGAAAUAUUUUAUGUAAGCCAUUAGCAGGACACUACUAUUGCUUUCAUAACAUUUUCUACAAUACCAAAGAUAGCUGAAAGGAUAAAAAUAUUUUUUGCCUUAGCACCAGUUUUUUCAGUUAAACACACAAAAUGCCCUCUAAUUAAAAGGGCACACAAAUUAAAGUCAAUAAUCAAGACUUUAUCUGGCCAUGAAGACUUCUUACCUAAAACCUCAUUUAAUGAAUUUGUUGGUUCAAAGUUGUUGUGUCCGUUACCAGUUUUUAAUAAGAUUUGUUUCAGGACCUGGUAUAUGAUAUUUGGAAAUGAUACGAACAAUAUAAAUAUGGCCACUUUAAAUUGUUCUGUCAGGAAAAAAGCAUUUGACAAAAUAACAGCAUCCUUUCAUGUUCACAAUACUUGGAAAACUAGGGACACUGCCACCAUAAUGAACAAAUGUAUAUGUCUUCUUAUUUUUGUUUUUCUUUUUUUUUUUUUGCUUCUGCAUUCUAACCACUUGAAAGUUUAUGACUGGGGCAGUCCUGUUCUGAACUUUCUUCAUUUUAAUCAAACAACUUCUCCAUGGUACAAUGUGACAAAUAUGAAUGUGACAACAACAACUUGGAGUAGUAGAAAUGACUUAUUGGCUGACCUGGAAGAUGUUCACAUUUUUUUCUGAAAUCACAAACCUAUCAAUCAUAAAACUAUUUCUUACUAUAAUCAUAUAGACUUUUUGUAUGGAUUAGAUGCUUAUAAUCAAGUUUACCAUGAAAUCUUUGAUAUUAUCCAAAAAAUCUAUAAAGAACCAUGA
Molecule: messenger RNA, 1331 nt
Organism: Urocitellus parryii (Arctic ground squirrel)
Lineage: Eukaryota; Metazoa; Chordata; Mammalia; Rodentia; Sciuridae
Source: RefSeq, a predicted model, not a curated record